AAAAUUAUAAAAAACUGUAGCAGCAAUAGCAUAACUUAACUAUUGCUAUAUGUAAGAGUAGAAUCUCUAAAUUGCAGAGAACUUGGAGCAAACAGGGAAACGAAGAGUGAGUUAGAGAGAUGGUUUAUAGUGUUCUAGCUGAUCAUAAGCCUCAUGCAGUCUGUCUCCCUAGCCCAUUUCAAAGCCAUAUAAAGUCAAUGCUUAAACUAGCAAAACUACUACAUCACAAAGGUUUUCACAUCACCUUUGUCAACACAGAGUUUAACCAUAAGCGUUUACUUAAAUCUAGAGGUCCUGAUUCCCUGAAUGGGUUGCCCGACUUUCGGUUCGAGUCCAUUCCUGAUGGCCUUCCUCCUUCAGAUGAGAAUGCCAUCCCAGAUAUCUCUGUAGCUGCUGAGGCUGCCUCGAAGAAUUUGCUGGAUCCGUUUAAUGAAGUUCUUGACAAGCUCAAUGACACAGCAGCUUCUGAUUCGCCCCCAGUGUCCUGCAUCCUUUCUGAUGGUUUCAUGCCAGUAGCUAUCACUUCUGCCGAGAUGCACCAAAUUCCGAUUGCGCUGUUAUUUACCAUCUCCGCUUGCAGCUUCAUGGGCUUUAAACAAUACAAGGCGCUCAAAGAAAGAGGUCUUACACCUCUGAAAGAUGAGAGCUUUUUAACAAAUGGCUUCCUGGAAAAGGUAGUAGACUGGAUUCCAGGAAUGAAAGAUAUACGGAUAAGAGAUCUUCCAAGUUUUGUUCGUACAACAGAUGCAACUGAUUUUAUGUUCAACUUCUGCCUAGGAUGCGCUGAGAGAGCUCCUUCAGCUUCUGCGGUCAUUUUCCAUACUUUCGAUGCUUUAGAGCAAGAAGUCCUGACUGCCCUUUAUCCUAUGUUCCCUCGUGUCUACACAAUCGGUCCACUUCAAUUACUUCUCAAUCAAAUCCAAGAAGAUGAUCUAAAUUCUAUUGAUUGUAACCUAUGGAAAGAAGAAGUUGAGUGUCUCCAAUGGCUUGAUUCCAAGAAACCCAACUCGGUAAUUUAUGUGAAUUUUGGUAGCAUAGCAGUGGCUACUAAAGAGCAGCUCGUUGAAUUUGGAAAGGGACUUUCUAAAAGUGGUCACCCAUUUUUAUGGAUAAUACGACCUGACAUGAUCACCGGCGACUCCUCGAUAUCGCCACCAGAAUUCACUGAAGAAACUAAAGAAAGGGGCUUUAUUUGUAGUUGGUGUCCACAAGAGGAAGUCCUCAACCACCCAUCAGUUGGAGGUUUUCUAACACAUUGUGGAUGGACUUCCAUAAUCGAGAGCAUUUCUUCUGGUGUGCCUAUGCUUUGUUGGCCAUUCGCUGGUGAUCAACAAACAAAUUGUAGGUAUACAUGCACUGAGUGGGGAAUUGGAAUGGAGAUUGAUAGCAAUGUGAAAAGAGAUAAUGUGGAGAAGCUUGUGAGAGAGUUGAUGGAGGGAGAGAGAGGUAAGAAAAUGAAGGAGAAAUCCACAGAAUGGAAAAAACUAGCAGAGGAGGCCAGUGGCCCCAGAGGUUCAUCAACCAUGAAUUUAGACAUGUUGGUGAAAGAAGUGCUUUUGUCACGAAACCAAACUUAUGACGUUUAACAAAAAAAAAAAAUUGAAGCUCAAAACAAGACAGAGAAACACUAUAUUCUGCUGUUAAAUCUCUGUUUAGAAUUAAGUUACAAAUAUUUUUUCAUAAA
Molecule: messenger RNA, 1684 nt
Organism: Populus nigra (black poplar)
Lineage: Eukaryota; Viridiplantae; Streptophyta; Magnoliopsida; Malpighiales; Salicaceae
Product: 7-deoxyloganetin glucosyltransferase-like
Exons: 2
Coding region: 120-1586 (488 amino acids)
Molecular function (GO): UDP-glycosyltransferase activity
Source: RefSeq, a predicted model, not a curated record